Penicillium odoratum is the source of this 285-nucleotide messenger RNA. RefSeq lists its product as uncharacterized. Bases 1 to 285 code for a protein of 94 amino acids. Lineage: Eukaryota; Fungi; Ascomycota; Eurotiomycetes; Eurotiales; Aspergillaceae. The record is from RefSeq and is a predicted model, not a curated record. The transcript is spliced from 2 exons.
AUGUUUGAAGAUGACCCCUACCGUUUGAAGGUCCAGGUGUUAUGCCAUGCCAUGACAGUGAUAUGCAAUGACCUAGGAGAAGUCACGCUGAACUUCAGCCUUUCUCUCGAUUCAAUACCGCCAUCUGUGAUCAGCGCUAUAUACUACGCAGCUUUAGGACAAAAGUUGAUUCCCGAGGCGGAAUUCUCUGCCAUUGAAGACCGAGAAGAUUCUAUAUUCAUCAAAUCACUUCGAGCCAUCAGUGCACGAUGGAUGUUGGCAAAACGGUACCUGGAGAUGUUAUAG